Messenger RNA from Gadus macrocephalus (Pacific cod), 3692 nucleotides. RefSeq names its product protein phosphatase, Mg2+/Mn2+ dependent, 1Na (putative) (gene ppm1na). The record is from RefSeq and is a predicted model, not a curated record. The transcript has 6 exons. The coding region runs from base 1014 to 2339 and encodes 441 amino acids. NCBI's taxonomy places the organism in Eukaryota, Metazoa, Chordata, Actinopteri, Gadiformes, Gadidae. Gene Ontology annotation, biological process: positive regulation of canonical NF-kappaB signal transduction; negative regulation of canonical NF-kappaB signal transduction; protein dephosphorylation. Gene Ontology annotation, molecular function: protein serine/threonine phosphatase activity; magnesium ion binding; manganese ion binding. Gene Ontology annotation, cellular component: cytosol; nucleus.
GGGAGAUAAUGAGAGACAGAGAGAGAUAGAGAUUAAUCAGGAGUGGAGUGAGGAUGCAGAGGGUGACCGAGGACAAUGACAAAAGGGGUGGAGCAAUGGUUGAGGGAUAAGCCAACAGAAACAGAUGGACUAACAUCCCAGACAGGGAGAGAGACCGGAGAGAGACGGGAGAGAGACGGGAGAGAGACCGGAGAGAGACCGGAGAGAGACCGGAGAGAGACGGGAGAGAGACCGGAGAGAGACCGGAGAGAGACCGGAGAGAGACGGGAGAGCUACAGACCUUCACAACAGAAUGCCAAGACGUCCUGAAACUCAGCAGAGCAGCCCCCCUCGGACCCCCACGGCCUCCUCCUGAAGCUCAGACCAGCCCCCCUCGGACCCCCACGGCCUCCUCCUGAAGCUCAGACCAGCCCCCUCGGACCCCCACGGCCUCCUCCUGAAGCUCAGACCAGCCCCCUCGGACCCCAACGGCCUCCUCCUGAAGCUCAGAGCAGCCCCCCUCGGACCCCCACGGCCUCCUCCUGAAGCUCAGCAGACCAGCCCCCUCGGACCCCAACGGCCUCCUCCUGAAGCUCAGACCAGCCCCCAUCGGACCCCCACGGCCUCCUCCUGAAGCUCAGCAGACCAGCCCCCCUCGGACCCCCACGGCCUCCUCCUGAAGCUCAGACCAGCCCCCUCGGACCCCCACGGCCUCCUCCUGAAGCUCAGACCAGCCCCCUCGGACCCCAACGGCCUCCUCCUGAAGCUCAGACCAGCCCCCCUCGGACCCCCACGGCCUCCUCCUGAAGCUCAGACCAGCCCCCUCGGACCCCAACGGCCUCCUCCUGAGACUCUGUUCCAGAGUCCGUCCUCUCGGUAACGUCCUUCCAGCGCUCCGCCUCCUGUCUCCUGACCCCCGGCUCCUCGCCGCGGCCCUGGACCUGUUGAGGAAGACGCAGGGCAGCGGACGUGGCAGGAAGAGGCGGGGGGCCUGCAGCUCCGGGAAGAGGCUUGAGAAGCGGCUCCGCGGAGCCAUGCGGACCGCCAGGCGGGCCAGCAACGUGGAGGUGCCCUCCUUCCUGCGGCAGCUGGCCAAGGAGACCGAGAAGAUGGUCACCUUCUUCUUCAAGGGGGGGCCGCGAGAACGGGACGCGGGCGAGGACCGGGACGCGGACGGGGAGGACGCGGCGCCCAGCCCCUACCUGGACCGGCCCGUCCUGGAGAAGGUGGUGGCGGAGGGGGGGUGCGGGCGGGGCACCAGCUACGCCGUGGCCAGCAUGCAGGGCUGGAGGAGCUCCAUGGAGGACGCUCACACCUGCCUGCCCGCUCUGAAGGCCCCUCUGGCGGCCUGGAGCUACUACGCCGUGUUCGACGGCCACGCCGGCAGCAGCGUGGCCCAGUACUGCUCCAGGAACCUGCUGGACCACAUCCUGGCCUCAGGGGCCCUGCGAGAGGAGGAGGACCCCGAGGAGGUGAAGGAGGGGGUGGGCAGUGCCUUCCUGGCGCUGGACUCCCACAUGCACCAGCUGACCCGGCGGGACGACUGGGAGCGCAGUGGAUCCACGGCGGCAGCCAUCCUGAUCUCGCCGCACCACCUCUACUUCAUCAACUGCGGCGACUCGCGCACCCUGCUGUGCCGCGACGGCGCCGUGGCGUUCUACACCGAGGACCACAAGCCCUGCAACCCGCGGGAGCGCGAGCGCAUCCAGAACGCGGGCGGCUCCGUGACGCUGCAGCGCGUCAACGGCUCGCUGGCCGUGUCCCGCGCCCUCGGGGACUUCACCUUCAAGGAGGUGGGCUGGCGGCCGCAGACGGAGCAGCUGGUGUCCCCGGAGCCCGAGGUGUACGAGAUGGAGCGCAGCGCCGACCGCGACGAGUUCCUCAUCCUCGCCUGCGACGGCGUCUGGGACGCCAUCGGCAACGAGGAGCUGUGCGCCUUCGUGAGGAGCCGGCUGGUGGUCUGCGAGGACCUGAGGGAGAUCUGCUGCCAGGUCCUUGACCUCUGCCUCUACAAGGGAAGCCUGGACAACAUGAGCAUCAUCCUGGUGUGUUUCCCUGGCGCCCCCCAGCUGUCCCAGAAGGCACUGCAGGAGGAGGCGGCGCUGGAGAAACAGAUCGACCUCACAGUGGGCGAGAUCAUCGCGUUGAUCAGGUCCAGGAACGAGGAUCCUGACCUGCUGUACGUCAUCAAGUUCCUGACGGCGGAGAACCUGGAGGGGCUUCCACCAGGGGGCGGGGUCAUCAGCAAGCGUGACUGCAUCAUCGCUGCCUACCAGAAGCACAUCCUGGCUGGGAAGAGCCAGGAGCCAAUGGACGUCGUCCAGGAGGAGCCGGAGAAAGACUCCAGCUCCAGUGAAUGAUCCUGAGGACCUCCACCCUGAGGACCUCUGAGGACCUCCACCAUGAGGACCUCCACCAUGAGGACCUCCACCAUGAGGACCUCCUCCCUGGAGACCUCCACCCUGAGGACCUCUACCCUGAGGACCUCCACCCUUGGGUCCUCCACCAUGAGGACCUCCACCCUCUGAGGACCUCCACCCUGAGGACCGCCACCCUCUAAGCACCUCCACCCUGAGGACCUCCACCCUCUGAGGACCUCUGAGGACCUCUGAGGACCUCCACCAUGAGGACCUCCUCCCUGGAGACCUCCACCCUGAGGACCUCCACCCUGAGGACCUCUACCCUGAGGACCUCCACCCUUGGGUCCUCCACCAUGAGGACCUCCACCCUCUGAGGACCUCCACCCUAAGGACCGCCACCCUCUAAGCACCUCCACCCUGAGGACCUCCACCCUCUGAGGACCUCCACCCUGAGGACCUCCCCCCUCUGAGGACCUCCACCCUGGGGACCUCCACCAUGAGGACCUCCACCCUCUGAGGACCUCCACCCUGAGUACCUCCACCCUGAGGACCUCCACCCUCUGAGGACCUCCACCCUGAGGACCUCCCCCCUCUGAGGACCUCCACCCUGAGGACCUCCACCCUGAGGACCUCCACCCUCUGAGGACCUCCACCCUCUGAGGACCUCCACCCUGAGGACCUCCACUCUCUGAGGACCUCCACCCUCUGAGGGCCUGGUCCCGGUUCUUGGUCUGAGUCGGACCCUGUGUCCUCAGCUCCAGGUUGAGGUCUGCUCAGAGAACCGGCCAAUCACCUCCUGUUCAGAGGGGCUCAGAGAGCGGGUCACUUCCUGUUCAGAGAGGCUCAGAGAGCGGGUCACUUCCUGUUCAGAGAGGCUCAGAGAGCGGGUCACUUCCUGUUCAGAGGGGGCUCAGAGCUCCGGGUCACACGGAGCGUCUCCAGGAACCAAUCACAGCCCACAGACUUCUUUUCUUGGUACAAUAAAAAUAAUUAAAAUGAUGUCUGACGUUGCCUUUUCUGUGCAGAGAACGAAACUAGACGCUCAUAUUUGAAAGUCAAUGUGUCAGUAGGACAUAUUGCCCCUCUCUCUGACCAAGAGGAACUGGCCUGGUUGCACUAGAUCGGAAUUGUUUUGAAUCUCACAAAUAUGCACAAAUAACGUAGUUCGGUUUGUCAGAACUGUGUCGCUCUAUCACAGACAGAGACAGAAACAGAGACGGAGAGACAGAAAAAGAGACGGACAGAGACAGAGACACACGACCACUGAUGCAGCCAUCAAAUUUGUCCCACAGAUCAACAACAUGGUCAAUAUCCGUUAAAGGAAAGGUCAGAGGUCACCGGUGCCCCAAAUGU